Messenger RNA from Drosophila busckii, 3488 nucleotides. It is a transcript of the gene Unc-115a, whose product is annotated as actin-binding LIM protein 2. Bases 523 to 2952 code for a protein of 809 amino acids. The transcript has 10 exons. NCBI's taxonomy places the organism in Eukaryota, Metazoa, Arthropoda, Insecta, Diptera, Drosophilidae. The record is from RefSeq and is a predicted model, not a curated record. Gene Ontology annotation, molecular function: actin filament binding. Gene Ontology annotation, biological process: lamellipodium assembly; cytoskeleton organization. Gene Ontology annotation, cellular component: actin cytoskeleton.
AGGUUGUGUUGUCGUCGCCUGUCGGUGUUUGUUGGUGCGGGUGUUAUUUUUUUAAUAAGAAUAUCUUUCAAGAGAAAUUUUAUAUAUAAAGUAAUUCGUAUUCACUGUGAUUUUGUGGGCAAAUCGAAAGCAAAUACCAUUUGUGAAUAAAAUAGAAAAAGGAAUUGUGCGCACGAAUUGUUUUAAAUUAAAACAAAUAAGAAAUAUAAAAGGUUUUUGCACACACACACUCACACUAUAUAAUUCUAAACUACACCGCUAGCCACCUACAAUUAAAAAGGAAAUCCACGUGAACUGCGAAUGUAUCUAAGAAAUAUACAAAUAGAAAAAAAUCCAAGCAGUUGAAAAAUUGUUAGUGAAGUGAAGUGAAGGGGCAGCCAGAGUAGUGGUGACCUGUGCGCUUGUAUUUGUUGUCUUUUCUACGCGCGCGUCUGUGUGUGUGUGUGUGUUUUGUGUGUGAGCCGCGUGUGUUUCCCUCCCCCAUAUCGCAGGCAAGAGUGCGAAGAGUAGCAGUAUAUCGUUAUGGGUAAACAAAAAAUUUAUUGUGCAAAGUGCACAAAGAAAUGUUCCGGCGAAGUUUUGCGCGUGGCGGACAAUCAUUUUCACAAGGCGUGCUUCCAGUGCUGUCAGUGCAAGAAGUCUCUGGCCACCGGCGGUUUCUUUACAAAGGACGGCUCCUACUACUGCAUACCUGACUACCAGCGCCUGUAUGGCACCAAAUGCGCAACCUGCCAGCAGUAUGUCGAGGGCGAGGUGGUCAGCACCAUGGGCAAGACGUAUCACCAGAAAUGCUUCACGUGCUCCAAGUGCCAGCAGCCCUUCAAGUCCGGCAGCAAGGUAACCAACACCGGCAAAGAGGUGCUUUGCGAGCAUUGCGUAUCCGGUGGCAUGCCACCGAAUGCUUCGCCUUCGCGUCAGGCGGGCGUUGCCUCACCUGCGCCGCCGGCGGAGAGUCCCACGCGCGCCACCGCGCAUCAGCAGAUGACGGGCGGCGUCUUGUCGCACAAGGCGCAAAUGAAGGAGGACUAUGAUCCCAAUGACUGCGCCGGCUGCGGUGAGCUGCUGAAGGAGGGCCAAGCGCUCGUCGCCUUGGACCGGCAAUGGCAUGUCUGGUGCUUUCGCUGCAAGGCCUGCAAUGCUGUGCUGAAUGGCGAGUACAUGGGCAAAGAUGCGGUGCCAUAUUGCGAGAAGUGCUACCAAAAGAGCUUCGGCGUCAAGUGCGCCUACUGCAAUCGCUUCAUCAGCGGCAAGGUGCUGCAGGCCGGCGACAAUCAUCACUUCCAUCCAACCUGUGCCCGCUGCACCAAGUGCGGCGAUCCCUUUGGCGAUGGCGAGGAAAUGUAUCUGCAGGGCAGCGCCAUUUGGCAUCCGCGCUGCGGUCCCGGCCCCUCCGAGUCCGGCAUCAUACUGAACGGCCGCCCAGGCACCACCUCCGUCACCGGUGGCGUCUCCAAUGGCAACUUUACAGACACCGAAUGCGAUCGCAUGAGCUCCAGUGCGCUCAGUGACAUGUACAUCCGUUCCAGAACACCGAGCAUUAAUGGUUCAGUUUAUUCCUCUAGCCGCAAGCAUUAUCGCACAGUUAGUCCGGGGCUGAUAUUGCGCGAAUAUGGACGACCGAAUGGCGAGGAUAUUUCACGCAUAUAUACCUAUAGCUAUCUGACAGAUGCGCCGCAUUAUUUGCGCAAGCCAAUCGAUCCGUAUGACAAGACGCCGCUGUCGCCGCACUUCCAUAGGCCCACAUCCUAUGCGACGGUGAGCAAUGCGGGCUCUGUGGCGGGCAGUCGACCACCAUCGCGUCCACAUUCGCGCACGCGCAGCGCCAUGAAGGUGCUGGUGGAUGCCAUACGCUCGGAGACGCCUUCGCGGCCCAAGAGUCCGGGCAUGAACAACGAAGAACCAAUUGAGCUGUCGCACUAUCCCGCGGCCAAGAAGCCACCACCAGGCGAGCAGCCUAAAAUCGAACGCGAUGAUUUCCCAGCGCCGCCGUAUCCCUACACAGAUCCGGAGCGCAGGCGGCGCUAUAGUGACACCUACAAGGGUGUGCCCGUAUCGGAUGAUGACGAUGAGAACGUAGAAAACGGACAGCAGCUCAAUGGCAAGGUUAAGAAUGGCGAGGAGCAAACACGCCUGCAACGCGAGGCGGAGCAGUUGGAGAAGCUUAACUCGGGCAUUGGCUCAGCUAUAGCCAAGGAUCUGAAGGAGCACGCCAAGUACAGAAAAUGGAAGCAAAACAACUUGGAUCCGCGAAAUGCCUCGCGCACACCCUCCGCCUCCAAGGAGCCGCUCUACAAACUGAGAUAUGAAUCGCCACUUGGCGCCUCGCCGUCGCGUAACUUGGAUCACCAGAAGCCUUUCUAUGAGGAUGAGAUGUUCGAUCGCUCGACUAGCUAUCGCGGUUCGCUUGGCAAAUCCCUGGGCAAUGCGCCAAGCUACAAUGCCAUACAUUCCUAUCGCUCGCCGCCCAAGCCCGGAUACGGAUUCAGGACGACCACCUUGCCGCCGUAUAUACGCAACGGCUACAGCUCCGACUUCUCCUAUGGAGGCUUGGGCGACAAGACCCACAGCACGGAUCUAAGCUGCGGAAAAUCAGAGGCUUCAGUUGAUUCAAUUACUGAGGGCGACAGGCGCGCACUAAUGGGCGGCGACUUGCCCGCAUCGAGCACAUAUUCGGGCGCUUUGUCCUAUCACUAUCCUCAGGCAGGACUAAUAAGACGCAGUUUGCCCAACAUGGCGCACUCAAUGCUGGUGCAUGAGCCUGCCAAAAUCUAUCCCUAUCACAUACUGCUUAUAACGAACUAUCGUCUACCCACAGACGUUGAUCGCUGCAACCUGGAGCGUCAUUUGUCAGACAUCGAAUUCGAGCAUAUAUUGCAGUGCAACAGAUCGGAGUUCUAUAGGCUGCCACAGUGGAGGCGUAAUGAGCUCAAGCGACGCGUUAAACUUUUUUAAAGAGUUCUAGCUGGUAUUGCCUCUGCAGUAUGAGGGGGCGUGGCAGCUGAAUUUGCGACAAAACCAAAUUGAAACAAUUACCUUAAUAUUGAUGGUUCUUAAGUCUUAAGCAAGGCCAGCAAAGGCAUAUAACACGAACACCAACAAAAACAACAACAUGAUAAACUAUGCUAAUUUCACAGCCAGUUUUGAAACACGCUUUAAGUAUAAACGUAUAUACACAGCUCUGAUGAAAUAGAAAAAAGCUGAGAGAUAAAAACAAACAGUUUAAAAGAUAGGUAUACUAAAGUUCGAAGGCAGCUUCGAUUUAUUUUUUUAAGCAUUAGUUGCGCUGCAAACUAUUUAAAUUCUCUAAGAAAACCAAAAUGUAAUAACAAAAAGCUAAUUAUUUACCAACUUCGGUUUACCGAGGCUUACACACGCUUGUAGAGCUGCUUCUAAGCAUUUGUUCCUAAAGCCAUUAUUAUAAACAAUACACAUGCCUGUGUGCAUGUAGUUUGAAUUUUUGCCAGUCUACAGGUGUAAACAAUUGUAAA